This is a messenger RNA of Enterospora canceri, 717 nucleotides long. Lineage: Eukaryota; Fungi; Microsporidia; Enterocytozoonidae. The record is from the annotation of a GenBank genome assembly.
AUGAACAGAAGCAAAAUAUUGGAAUUCAUUAAGGAAAAUGACGUCACAACAGAGAAGAUGAUAUUCAAACACUUUCCAGGACUAACCAAAGUUGAUUUAUCUGUCAUAUUGGAUGAAUUGAUCAACAUGGAGCAAGUUGAAGUAAAUCAAGUUGGGUCUAUCUUCCACUACAGCAUCAAGGAGAGUGGGAAGAUCGAUCAAGAGGGAUUGGUCAUAGAGGCAGUCAAGGGAGCUGGAACAAAGGGCAUCUGGAUGCGUGACAUCAGAACUAAGACGAAUAUUCCACACAAUUACCUUCUGAAGAUUCUGAAGAAACUGGAACAAACACAGACAAUAAAAAGCAUCAAAUCAGUAAACAGCAACAAGAAGACGUACAUUUUGUACGGAUUGGAGCCAGAUGAAGAAGUCACAGGCGGAAUAUGGUUCAACAACAAUGACGUGGAUCUUGAGUUUGUGAACAACCUGAUGGAAAUAAUCUACAAAUUUGUGUUACAGAGGCAGAAUCGCUACGUUGAGCUAUGUGGCGUGGCUGAGUUGCCUACGAUCUUAGAAGUGCAGAAUUUCCUGAUUGAACACAAAAUUCUCGAAAUCAAAAUAACCCAGGAUGAAAUUGAGACAUUGUUGGAUACGCUCGUCUACGAUGGAAGACUUGAGAAACUCACCCACAAAUGUAUAACACAUUAUUAUGCAUUACAACCGAUUACAAAAAGUGAUUGA